UCUGGGGCAAAGCAACGGGGGGAAAAAAGACCGUCCGGAAGUCGCCAGUCGCCUGGCCGGCAGUGGCGGGCUCGGGGGGCGCUGCGCUGGAAGCGCAAGGCGGAGGCGCCCCUCAAACGGGAGCAGAAGGGAAGGCUGACCCCCCCCCCCAAAAAAAAACCAAAGAAAAGGCCAAACCUCCGGCCGGCCUUUCGGAACGGGAGGAUUGGAUCGCCUGAGAAGCCGAAGGAGCCGGGGAGGAGCAGAGCCCCGGGACCUUCUCCGCCUUGGGCUGCCUGCGUCCGGGCAUGGCUCGUGCAGCGCAGAGACCUCUGCCCCGGGGCUUGCGGUGGCUCUUCCUGGCCGCCCUGAUGGUCCCCUGCGACGGGCGAGGGGGGCAGCGAGAGGAGGGGGGCGCCGCCUGCUACGGGGGCUUCGACCUCUACUUCAUCUUGGACAAAUCAGGAAGUGUCCUACACCACUGGAGUGAAAUCUAUUAUUUUGUGGAACAUCUGGCUCACAAAUUUAUAAGCCCCCAGUUGAGAAUGUCCUUUAUUGUCUUCUCCACUCAAGGUUCAACCCUGAUGGACCUGACAGAAGACAGAGAAAAAAUCCGUCGAGGUUUGGAGGAUCUUCAGAAGGUCUUGCCUGGAGGAGACACCUACAUGCACGAAGGAUUUAAAAGGGCCAGUGAGCAAAUUUAUCAUGAAAAUGAUCAAGGUUACAGGACCGCCAGUGUCAUUAUUGCCUUGACGGAUGGAGAACUUCACGAGGACCUUUUCUUCUAUUCUGAACAAGAGGCCAACCGGUCCCGUGAGCUGGGAGCCACAGUGUACUGUGUUGGUGUAAAGGACUUCAAUGAAACUCAGUUGGCCCGCAUUGCUGACAGCAAGGAUCACGUUUUCCCUGUGAAUGAUGGCUUUGAAGCUCUCCAGGGCAUUAUAGACUCUAUUCUGAAGAAAUCUUGCAUUGAAAUCCUUGCUGCAAAGCCUUCCAGUAUUUGUGCAGGCGAGUCCUUCCAAGUUGUGGUGACAGGAAAUGGCUUCCGACACGCCCGUAAUGUGGAUCGAGUCCUCUGCAGCUUCAGAAUCAAUGAGACGGUCACACUCAAUGAGAAACCCUUUGUAGUGGAGGACACCUACUUACUCUGCCCGGCACCUGUCUUACAAGAAGCUGGCAUGGAAGCUGCUCUUCAAGUGAGCAUGAACGACGGCCUCAGUUUCAUCUCCAGCUCCGUCAUCAUCUCCAGCACGCACUGUUCUGAUGGGACCAUUCUGGCAAUUAUCUUGCUGAUCCUCUUCAUUCUGUUGGCUCUGGCGCUUCUCUGGUGGUUCUGGCCACUUUGCUGCACUGUGAUUAUUAAAGAGCCCCCACCACCUCCGAUGGAAGACAGCGAGGAGGAAGAUGAUGAUGGACUUCCCAAGAAGAAGUGGCCAACGGUGGAUGCUUCCUAUUAUGGUGGGCGUGGAGUUGGAGGCAUUAAGCGGAUGGAGGUUCGUUGGGGAGAAAAGGGAUCAACCGAAGAAGGGGCGAAGCUGGAGAAGGCCAAGAAUGCACGAGUCAAGAUGCCAGAACAAGAGUAUGAGUUCCCAGAACCAAGGAAUCUUGGAAGCAGCAUACGCAGGUCCUCCUCACCACACAAGUGGUAUUCUCCUAUCAAGGGAAAGCUGGAUGCCCUCUGGGUUCUUCUGAGGAAAGGUUACGACCGAGUGUCCGUCAUGCGACCACAGCCAGGAGACAAGGGACGCUGCAUUACCUUCACCCGAGUGAAGACCUUCCAGGCACCACCCAAGUACCCGCUCAACAACACCUACCUCCCCUCUCCCCCUCCCCCUGCCCCUGCUUACAACCCUCCCUCCCUUGCCCCCAUCUACACCCCACCAGCCCCCAGCUCACCCACGCCCCCCACCCCUUCCCCACCCUCCACGCUGCUUCCGCCCCCUCCUCAUGCUCCUCCCCCCAGCCGGGCUCCGCCUCCUUCCCGUCCCCCUCCCCGCCCUUCCAUCUAAGGUCCAAGCCGCUCUCCCAGAAGCAUUUCUCCAGCCAUCCUCAACUGUACUGUUGCAACUCCACUCACAGACGUGGCCUUUGCGUUCUGGGCAAUGAAAAGAAGAAACUGCUUUUAUUGUUACUUUUUUUUAAGAAAGGGAAAAAACCCUGAUGCCUCAACUUUACUGGAAAUCUCAAAUCACCUGUUUUCAGUUCCAAAAGAAUCUUUGCAAUUUGAAGGAAAGGAAAGGAAAGGAAAGGAAAGGAAAGGAAAGGAAAGGAAGGAAGGAAGGAAGGAAGGAAGGAAGGAAGGAAGGAAGGAAGGAAGGAAGGAAGGAAGGAAGGAAGGAAGGAAGGAAGACUGUGGGAUAAAGAUGGGAGACAAUGGCAUCAUUGGGCAAAGCCAGUAGUCCCUGGAAAAUGGCUUUCCCCGUGAAUUAGUGGUGGGAAUAUCUGGAGAAGAGCCUGUCUGUGAUCACAGAAUCCACUGCAGUCCAACACAAUGCCCUUCCUAUCAACUGGGCUGAUGCUGCUGGAAUUUUCUGCCAGAGGGAUGAUCAUUUUUCAUGGGUCUGGACUGGGUGUGUUUUUGCAAGAAUGAGAGCUGUUACAGUGAAAUACAGGUUACAGUAAUGGAUGGAGAGCAGAAAGACUCCAGGGGCCUUCCACUUUGCAAAACAAAAAUGAAACCACAUAGCUUUUCAGCUAACGACAGGCAGUCGAGGAAGCUGGAGAGCCAGACUAGGGUGGGAAGAGUUCCACCAUCCUCUGAGGAUACAUUGGCAGACAUCCUGUGCAAUGUCUAAAUACCUGAAAGCGUCAAGAAGCAGUUGAUUUUAUAGGAGGACACAAAACAGCUGGAAAUAGCCAAACAUGCUCUCCUCCUCAGAUUCUUCUUAACAUAGGUGACCAAAUGGGUCAAAUUCUGGCCAGCUUAGAAAAAUAACCAGCCCAAAUUGACAGCAGGACACCAGAGUCAACCAGAGUGAGAUACAGACAGAACUGGAUUAACAGUACAAUUAUAUACGCUGAGUGUUUUUUUUUCUUUUUUCUGAAUAACUAUGGUUAGACGCCGAUUGUCAGAGACUUCCAGGUACAAUUUAUAUUAUGCAAUUGCUCUGCUCUAAAACAGAUUCCUAUGCAGGGGGGUGGGGGGUAGGAGGGGAUAAGACAGCUCUAUUUCCAUUUCUACAUUGACCAGAUUUUUUCCAUUUUUUGUUCGCUUGUUUUCUGUUGCCGUAAAAAUAGCAAUCCAGAAGGGAAAAUGAAAGAAUGCAGAGAGUUGAUAGUGCUGGAAACAAUUGCCUUUUUGGAGGUGUUAACAAAGACUUUUUUUCCCCCAGCGGGUUCAUAUACUAGUAUGUUGACAUGGUUUUGUGGAUUGUGUAAUGGAUGUCUAGAAUGAGAGCUGGGGCAGAGAGAACUUUUCUAGAGGUGUUUAGAUCUCAGUCUGAGUUAUAUUUUCUCAGAAAUAGAAGGAUCCCAGAAAAUAGAAAGAGGCCAGCAGAAGCUGGGGAUGGUCUGAUGAUGUUGCCCUGGCUGGGUUCACUCAUCAGAUUAGCCCAGGUUCAACUGGGAUGGAAUGGGGCUGUUUUCAUGGCCCUUCUGCAUUUUGCCAAGGGAGGCAAACUAUCCAGGUGCUCCAAGAUGCCCUGAUCGCAUUUUGUCCUUCUUUGUGCGUUAUAAAUUGGGGCAGGGGGUGAACCAGUUUAAGGCCACUGGUCCUGCUCAACAUCACCGGCAGGAAAGCACCCAAGACCCUCCCUUGGGAGCCGAGGAUGUAAUAAGGAGCAGCAACUUUCCGAGUUCAUGCACACCAAAUGUUUGAAUUUUUAUGCCACUUUAACUUAGUGGAUGCUUUCCGGAAGGACAACUUAAGUAAACAUCUUCCUCUGCGCUUAUCAGAUUACUUCCAAAAGCGAAAGUUAAGCAUUUUGCACUUUUAUGGCUUCAGUGGUGCAGCUUUUCAUCCCUUGGCUUAAGCAUCCUUCAUUUAAGUAUAACUCAAUGCUACCUGACAGUAUUUUACUUUGGUUGGCUUGAGCUCCUGAAUUGCCAUCAUAUUAGAUUGCUCUUCAGGCAUAGCAAUGUGGGUGUUGCAGAUGGGGUCAAAAAAAACCCAAAGAUGAUGGCUAGAAUUACAGGAUUAAAGCACCACUUCUCUGUCUGAUGCGUCUCGCAUCCAUGUGCUUAAAUAAGGGAUGGGCUUUACUUGUGCAGUCAUGGCUGCCAUCUUGACUUUUCUGACUCUUCUUGCAAGGGGUCUGCAGAGCUAUUAAUAGGAACCUGCAUGGACCAUGUAUCUCCCCAUCAUAUUUGUGUGGGCUCUACAGCUAGAAGAUUUUUCUUGGAAAGCCUGGUUGUUAGGUGACACGUGUGCUUAAUGUCAGCAGUAAGCCCAAAAAGAAGAGAACAUCAAUUUGUACCUUUGCCAGGGCACAGUUUUGCUCAAAGGGAUAACAUGCCCAACUGCCCUGUAAUGAAAUGCAGAAGGUUCUGUUGUGUGCAAAGCACACACCCAUCUCUGCAAAGUGACAUGUGAAAGUCAGUUUUUUUUUAAAAAAAGAAUGGACCACUCAUGGAGUCUUUUUGGGAGUUCCUACCUGGCUUUUGACUGCACAUUACAAUGAUUAAACUCAAUAGGACCUUUUCUAAGGCUGAAGCUGAAGCUUUCUACCCGACCUAUUUUCAUGCCAGCAGAGACAGAGAGAUUUUUUUCAGUGAUCUACUAACAACAAACUGUAAAACUAUAAAACAAGCGAUGGUCUCUGUUUAUUCCCUCCUCAAAGAACAAAACACAAAAGGACAUGGUGGACAUUAAGCAUAAAAAAAAAUGUCCUGGGGGGAAAAGUUCUCCUUUUGGGGGGCCACCUACCCAGAGCUGCUUCUUCAGCCCUACAGAAAGAUUCAAUUGCCUUUUUCCAUAGAUCUUUCUUCCAGAACAGAUAACUGCUGUGUCUGCAGGCAGAACAGUGAAGAUUUCCCUCAACACACAAGCAUACACAUGCAUCCCUUUGGCUUCUGCCAUGUGAGAUCCCUCUUGAGAAAUAACCUUUCAUUGGAUUGCAGCUUGUGAUCAAUUUGAUCACUGGGGUUUACCUCUUAGGGAAGCCGUAACACCCGGAUUGGCCUGUUAGCAAUGGUUGGGAACAAUCCACUUGAGUAGCUCCUUAAGUUUCUUCCAGAUGGAGCUUGCUGGGUAUCCAGCAGAGAUGGAUGGGAACUCCAGAAAAGUAGUUCCGUGGUUUUGUUGUGAUUUGUCAGGAAGACGACUCAACAGCAGAGCGAUAUACCCAGCGGAGGUAAAAUAAAGUCAAGUUGGUGGUCACAAACUCUGUGAUCAAAGCUUUACCUUUUUAGGUGUUAUAAAAAGGUUGGGUCUUCCAUUGCAUGGCCUUUAUCUUGACUUUGCCCCCUCCCCAUGGAUAUCCUCUCUUCAGACUGUGCUCAGAAAUAUUGCUGUAGUCAUGCCAUAUAAAAGUAGGUUUUACUCAUUAUAAUUAACAGUGCCUCAAAAUGUGCCAAAAUGCUUUGAAAAACAAACCCAGCAUUUUUUAUUGCUAAUUGCAUGGGGACAACUUGAGAGGGAGUUCAAUUUUAAAUAGCAUCUGGUUUUAUUAAAAGCUUUUGUCUUCUCAAUUCUAGACUUAAAAGAAUAUAAAUUCCCAGGGUAACAGGGAAAGGAUACGAAAUAAUUAAAAAAAUGUAAAUCCAGACAAAGAUACACAAAUACAAAUAUGCAAAAGUUCUGUGCACAAGUGAAAAGCAAAAUUCCAAAUCUGUGGUGUAUAUAUUAUUAUUGUGUGCUUGCCAUAUUUUAAAUGGAAGCAUUUCCUAUUCUGUAUGGAUAAAAGGUCUUGUUUUUUUUUCACAUUGUAGUAAAUUAUUAUAAAGCCAAUGAUAUUUCAUGGCAUAUUAUUAUAUCAAGCUGUGCUUGUUUAUUUUUUUCUCUUUAUGGUUGUAUUGCUUUUAUUAAUGUAUAAAUAUUGUCUCUAAAUGACAAGCACCUCCUUUACAAAGCAUUAAUGGUGAUCACCGGCCGUCUUCCACUCAACCAGCAAGAAAGCUGCUGGACAGCAAUUGGGGGCUUCUGUGGGGAACCUGCCCAUUCCUUGCCCUGAACUCCCAUUGAUUUGGUUGAAGUCACAUUGCAGGAGAAACACCCACCCUCCAUUUCCCACCCCCACCCCCACAUUAGGAGAGACUGACCCAUGGCAGCACAAGCCAGAACUGGAAAAAGCCAUAGGGCUUCGCAUGCUGGGAAGGGCGUCUGGUGCACCUCCACCCCUUGGCGAUGGCUUUGCACAGGACAUCCUGCAGAAGCGAUUCAAAUGUCCUCAUUCCCCAUCUCAGGGACCCCCCAAAAUUCAGGCAGCUGCUGUUACAGAUUGUGCCCAACACUUCUACAAGGUGCUAUGGAUCUGAGCAGAAUGAGCUGUUUGCAAGGCCUGAAUCCAAGCAAGGCUUGAGUAGGAGGAACCUUCUAAGUCUAAAUGGAGGCUUCCUAGAUGUCACCAUGUCAAUAGAGCAACGGGCGUGUUGGGCCAGCGCUGCCGAGAACGCUCUUUCCCAGGGCUCAGGAUACGCAGGCCCACAAUUGCUAAGACGGCUUCUCUUUCCCUUUCUUGAUGUUCCCGGGUGACAUAAGAGCCAACGGGAUCGGCUCAAAACAUUCCAGCACCUGGAACUGAGAAGCCAAGACUGGAAGGGCUCAACUUGGGACGGUGACACUUAAUGUUACGUGACGGUGAGGUUGAACUGGGGUUUGUACUAUGUAUGGACAUACAGUACUAUGUAGGCAUUUUCUCUCACUAGGAAGCCCUUGGGCCUCAUUAUGUUAAAUAAUGCAAAAUUAACCAUUCUAAAGAAUUCCUUGCAGAAUGGAGGAGGAUUGGAUUCAAUUGAAUAGUACUGCAUGUUUUUUUUUUCUCAUAAAAGUUUUGGACAUACUGUAUUCUUUGAAAAGUUUUACAGAUCAGCAGAUGACAACCGAUCAGUCUUGGUGAACUAAUAUGUCAUCCAUGGGAUUAUGAAUUCAAGGAGUCAGAGUGGUCUAGGGACUCCUGCUUGAGCAGGAUGUUGGACUAGAAGACCUGGAAGGUCCCUCCCAACCCUGCUGUUCUGCACGCAGCUCAGUGGGCCAAACGCAGGAGACCAGGCAGGGCCACCAAUCUGGCCCUGUGGGAAGACCGGAUGGAAACCGCAAAUGGGGCAGCCGGUGCAGCGGAUGGAAAUCAGGCAAUUCACGAUUCUUCAGCCAGCAUAAACAAAUUAUUCUGGGCCUUUGGCUAGUUUGCAUGAGUCGUUUUUUUUAAUUAAAUGCAGUCAUUAUUCUGUCAGUUCUGAUGUUAUUAAAAAAAUAAUAAUCUU
Crotalus tigris (Tiger rattlesnake) is the source of this 7338-nucleotide messenger RNA. RefSeq names its product ANTXR cell adhesion molecule 1 (gene ANTXR1). Gene Ontology annotation, molecular function: signaling receptor activity. The record is from RefSeq and is a predicted model, not a curated record. Bases 288 to 1988 code for a protein of 566 amino acids. Lineage: Eukaryota; Metazoa; Chordata; Lepidosauria; Squamata; Viperidae. Gene Ontology annotation, cellular component: membrane. The transcript is spliced from 18 exons.